AUCAACAAGGCAAAGCGAACCAAACCAUAGCUUGUAGGCCCUACUUUUUCUUUUACCGCAAGCGGAGGUUUGCCUUGUUUAAAUAGCAUACGUAAAAUUAUCUUAAUUAAUUUCGGUUAUUCCUCUUUUUCUUUUGUUUCUUAUUUUUAUAUACUCUAAAAAUGGCUAUUGGAAAAUUAACUGUUGCUCCCGAAACCGUACGCGGUCUUCCUUCUGGAUUGAAUGAUGCUCGACUCUUUGUCGGUUGCUUUAUUCAAGAGUCUGAUAAGCACAGAACUCAUUCUGAAAGUGGACCUCAACCUAACUGGAAGAAUACAUUAACAUGUGAUGUUCGUGAAGGCCAAGAAUACUUGAAUAUCGAGUUGGUCAAUGAACACCCUCAACAAGGUGGUAUUGUGGCUACAGGAAGAGUUCCUUUGAAUGAUGUCUACAAUCGAGGCCAUGAAUCCAAAUGGGUUCAGUUGAAGUCCAGCGCCGGACAAUCCUAUGGUGAACUCAAAUUGAAUAUCUCUUUCAAUGGCACUAGCUCCGUUAGUUCUGUUACAUCAUCCUUUGGUGAUAUGAACUUGAGUAGCGGUCAACAAGCACAUUAUUCCCAAACUAGCUCGCACUAUUCCUCAUCUAGCCAUAACCAAUCAGACAGUCGUCAAGGCUCAUUUGCCUCUUUAGGCCCUGCUAAUCCUAUUCCUCAAAAUUAUGGUGCCGGAAGUCCUCCACCUUUUACACCUCCUGCUGCUGUCUCUUAUCCUGAAAGAAGCAACAGCUCUAUGCCAAACAGUGGUGUAGCUUCCAACGAGUUGAUUGAUAAGAAUGGUGUUGUUAACCCAGAAAAGAUGUCUCCCGGUGAAUUUGAAGAAGCCAAGGCUAGAGGCACAAUUCCCACUUGGGCUAAGUAUGGUGGUGGCGCUUUAGCUGGUGUUGCUGCUUUAGGUCUUUCUGCUUGGGGUGCUCAUGAACUCAAGGAGCACUUUGAUAAAAAGGAAGAAGAAAAAAACAAGCACAAACAAAGUGAAUCCAAGCCAUUUGUCAUUCCCUCGGGCUAUCUUCAACAAGAACAACAACAUGCUCCCCCUCAGCAACAACAACAGCAACAACAACAGCAACAACAACAGCAACAACAGCACUAUGCCCCCCUCAGCAACAACAACAUUUUGCUGCUUCUCACCAUGAAGAACACAAAAAGGAGAAGAAGGAGAAAAAAGACAAGAAAGACAAGAAAGAAAAGAAGCACAAGAAGCACGGUGGAAGCGACUCCUCUGAUUCCUCUGACUCGUCUGACUCAGAUUCUGAUGAUGACCGUAAGGGAAAGAAGGAAAAGCACCACAAAAAGAAGGAUAGCGAAUGGAAGUAAACAUUGUGUCAUUUGAUAAUAAACCGAUUGU
This is a messenger RNA of Gilbertella persicaria, 1382 nucleotides long. RefSeq lists its product as uncharacterized. The record is from RefSeq and is a predicted model, not a curated record. Bases 162 to 1367 code for a protein of 401 amino acids. Lineage: Eukaryota; Fungi; Mucoromycota; Mucoromycetes; Mucorales; Choanephoraceae. The transcript has 6 exons.